Molecule: messenger RNA, 1185 nt
Organism: Grosmannia clavigera kw1407
Lineage: Eukaryota; Fungi; Ascomycota; Sordariomycetes; Ophiostomatales; Ophiostomataceae
Exons: 4
Coding region: 1-1185 (394 amino acids)
Source: RefSeq, a predicted model, not a curated record
AUGCGAGCGCGGGAAAGUGGAAGGACAAAGACCGAGCAGGCAGCGGCGCGCACGAACCGCCUCCCUCCACUGCAGCCCGGGUGGCAGCGCGCUCUUGUUUCAGGCAGCGGCACUACCAUUUGUGUCACACCAACAAGUAGCGAUCCCAGAUCAGCACGACGCGGGAGUGUGGCGACGGACGAGAGAGGGCCCUUCGAUGACCCAUUGCGGGACAACGGGCCAUCUAGCGGGCCCACGGCUGAGGCCGCGAGCUACUUUGUACUUGCGCGUGUUUGUGCCUCGUACGAGGUACGCGCAUCAGGCAUUUCCCCCCUCGCAAGCGACCUGACAGCGGCAGCGUGCAGUGGUGUUCCUGACCGGCCGGCCAUGGCCCAACCGUCCAACUGCGGCCCUGGCCUCUACGGGGCUUUUCAUCGAGAACGCUGGCCCGGGAGCACAACGCCCGAGAGCACAGCCUGGCCUGCAAUAGUGCUCGCCCACCGGAAGCAGGGAGGGGGAGCUAGGCCGGUGGAGCAGCCCGGACGAUUUGCUCAUAUUCCUUCUGUCUCGCCCACUGUUCGCCACGACGCAGGUAUCGAGUACUUUCUUCCCCCUCCAGUUAACAGGGCCUUCCGGAAACCGUCUGCCAACCAACAGCAACGAGCGGCCGAACCGACGGCUGCACCCUGCUGGCAUUCUGGUAUUAGCGCAUUUGUACGCAGAUGCCAUUGGGUGCGGCCAUUCUCACCUGCAUCCGUGUUGGGUUCCCGUCAGCGUUCCUCGUCAUGGCGGCCAGAGUAUGCUCGUACACGUUACCGACACGAUGCGGACACCCUGUCGUCCCACCCUGCUGCCCGUCCCUUCUUUCGUUCCCUCCCGCUCCUGCACACCAAGACGACGGCAAACAGCCCUCUUCAGCCCGCAAGCACAUCCACCUGCCUGCUCUGUAUCUUCACUCAGGUGAUCUCCCGCGGAGGGAGGCUCGGGCCCACCCUAUGCCUACGAGUACGAUACGAUACGCGGGAUAGAGUCAAGGGUGGCCGCUGGUGGGGUGGCAGGCCGGAACAGAAGAAGGCGAUCAGCGAGACUUCGUAUACGAGCAGCAGCUACUAUGUGCAAUGCUCCGUACGGGGUACGAGCACGGAUGGCAGGGUCGCCGAUGCACUGCUCGGACGAGGCCCCCUUCACAACCCGUCACAUGCCUAA